Messenger RNA from Drosophila biarmipes, 672 nucleotides. RefSeq names its product accessory gland protein Acp29AB-like. NCBI's taxonomy places the organism in Eukaryota, Metazoa, Arthropoda, Insecta, Diptera, Drosophilidae. Bases 1 to 672 code for a protein of 223 amino acids. Gene Ontology annotation, molecular function: signaling receptor activity. The transcript has a single exon. The record is from RefSeq and is a predicted model, not a curated record.
AUGUUUAAGACUGCAGCCCUCCUGCUCUCCGCCUUACUGUGCGGACCUUUGAAUGGUGUGAGCUCCGAAUGUAAGGUGGAGGACCCCGUGAGCCAGUGCGGUGGAUUCUGCUUCAGAUCGCUGUGGCCCAUACUGGACCACGUGGCCUAUCACCAGGGAUCGGGAGUGAAUCUCACGGACUCCAAUCAACGAGGCCCGCAAGUGCAGCUGGACAACAUUGACAGGCAUCUGGCUGCCCAGCAACAGGUCAUAUCCAAGCUGGCAUCAUACAAAAGCAAAACAAAGAAGGGCAUCCCCAAGAACUUUGAGCUGGUCGGUACCGGAUCUUACUAUAUUGAACGAAACAACAAGCGGAAUUGGUUCGCCGCUGAAGACUUCUGUCGUCGAAUGGGAGGUCACCUGGCGAGUAUUGGCAGCGAUGUGGAGAUGGCCGCCCUCAACGCUAAGCUGCCAUCCUCAACGGAUUUCUGGAUAGAUAUUAACGAUCUCGCAAGUAAGGACGAGUUUAUGUCCUUGACAUCUGGCAAGCGACCCAGGUUUAUGAGUUGGGCGAAGGAUCAACCAAGUCGUGGCAACGACGAACGUUGUGUUCUUCUGGACAAAAAGAUGUGGGAUAGAGAAUGUACUCAGAAAUUGUUAUUCAUUUGCCAGGCAGGCGAUGGAAUUGAGUAA